CAGGCGGCGCGGGGGGACACAAGCACCUCUGGAGCGGACCCCCCCCCGGGCCGGGCCCCCCGGGGCGGGGCGGGGCGGGACGAGGCGGGGCCGCCCCUGCCCGCCCCCGCCGCCGCCGGGGCCGCCUCCCGCGGGCGCGCAUCUGCCCGCGGCUCCGCUCCGCUCUCCCGGGAGCUCCGCGGCGCCGCAGCCGACACCUCCCGCUGGGACCGGGCCGAGCCGAGCCGGGCUGAGCCGAGCCUGGCUAACCGAGCGCAGCCGGGCCGGGCCAUGGCCCCGCCGUGCGCCGGGGCGCUGCGCUGCGCGCUGCUGUGCGCGCUGCUAUGCGCGCAGGGGCCCGCUCCCACCUGCGCAGGAGAGUGCAGCGAACUGAGGUCCUGUGAGACAUGCAUGGCCAGCACCACCUCACACAACGCCACCGGCUGCAUCUGGGUGGGCUGCGGGACCCCCGAGGAGCCAGAGACAGGGAGCUGCGUGCAGAGAGGGGCAGCAGUGCGGGAGACCUGUGCGCUCUACAACACCAGCACCUUGUGUCGAGCACUGAAGUCCCCCACCGAAGAGCCUCCAUGGUCCCAUAGCAAGGAGCCGGCAACACACUCCCCAAGGACCACCACCACCAGCGCCCCAUUGACAGGCAGCCCUGAAUUUCACCCGCCUGGCUUUGACACAGCCAGCUUCAUCGGUGGCAUCGUGCUGGUGCUGAGCCUCCAAGCCGUGGUCUUCUUCAUCGUCAAGUUCAUCAAGUCAAAGGACAGCACCUACCAAACGCUAGAGGACAACCAGUAGGUUCUGGGUGCUGGCUGCAAUGGGGAGGGGGCUGCUCCCAUGCACCCCCUGAGCUUCACCCUUCCCUCGCCCCUCCCUGGGGGUGGGAUGGCGUGGUCCUUCUCUCCUGGUUUGCAUGAAGGGGGUUUCCCAGCUGGUUUGCUGUUUUCCUGGGAGUUGUUAGCAGUGGAAGGGAAGGGGGUGUCCCUCCUCGCCCCCCCUUUCAUGCACGGAGCCCCUGGUGGGACACAGCUGAUGCACGGCCCCUUAGCACAUCCGUGCCACCCAGGCGAGGUGGCCCUGACUCCCCCAGCCCCACGGCGGCAGGGUGCAGCCCCAGCUCCCCCUGAGCACCCUCAGCAGGAUGGGAGCUGCAGGGUCUGGUUUGGCCCCAGUUAAAAAGCACCUAGCAGCCCCCCCCCCCGGGCACCCCCUGCCCCAUUGCUUCCCCACAGCCUUGGGGCUCCCUGGGAGGGGGGCUUGGGGUCUCCUUUUUCCCCAGUGGGCUGUCAGGUGCUUUUUCCCUUCAGCAUUUUGGCUGGACCACCCAGCCCCCUGCUCUGACUCCCCCCAGCCCCUGCCCACCCCGGCCCCCCCAGCCCCUUGGUGCCCACUGGAGAAGCGGAGCCAGGGCUCGCUGUGUGCUUUUGCUGUGCCUCUGUGUUGCUGGGGGGGUGUACGGGGGGGGGGGUCCCCAGCGCCCCCCCCCCCCUUUCUGUGUGCUGUUUUGGGGAGGGGUGUGCGUGUCGUGUGCUGUGGGGUAAGAUUUGUAGCUUGGGCUGCCCCUUAUUAAACUCUGCGAGGUGGUGUCUGUCUCAUGUCCGGGGGGAGUCUGUGUAGCUGGGGGGGUGGGUGCCGGGGGGGGCACGGCUGCAGAAAGCCUGUGUCCCCCACCCCUCCCCUGUGGUAGCUCCCACCCAGUUCCCAGAUGCAGGGCCAGCCCUUCCCCAUGGCAUCGCCACCCACAUGGGUGCAGCAGGGUGGUCACUGGGGCACCCCCUCCUGCACCCCACUCUCCGGGGGCUGCGAGGGGCUGGACCCCCCCAGGGCAAAGCCACCUGGGUCCCUUUCUGCUACGCACUCUUCUCUGUCCGCUG
Falco peregrinus (peregrine falcon) is the source of this 1862-nucleotide messenger RNA. RefSeq names its product CD164 molecule like 2 (gene CD164L2). The transcript has 6 exons. The record is from RefSeq and is a predicted model, not a curated record. NCBI's taxonomy places the organism in Eukaryota, Metazoa, Chordata, Aves, Falconiformes, Falconidae. Gene Ontology annotation, cellular component: cytoplasmic vesicle. The coding region runs from base 271 to 786 and encodes 171 amino acids.